Cataglyphis hispanica is the source of this 1933-nucleotide messenger RNA. RefSeq names its product histone H2A.V (gene His2Av). Gene Ontology annotation, cellular component: nucleosome. The transcript is spliced from 5 exons. Gene Ontology annotation, molecular function: structural constituent of chromatin; DNA binding; protein heterodimerization activity. The record is from RefSeq and is a predicted model, not a curated record. NCBI's taxonomy places the organism in Eukaryota, Metazoa, Arthropoda, Insecta, Hymenoptera, Formicidae. Bases 81 to 467 code for a protein of 128 amino acids.
UCGUCGCGUUUAGACGGCGUCGUUCGUGAUUGCUCGCGAGUCUUUCGUGCUGUGUGCGUGCCGUAUAUCCACGUCGCGCAAUGGCUGGCGGUAAGGCGGGCAAGGACUCUGGCAAGGCAAAGGCGAAGGCGGUCUCGCGCUCGGCUAGAGCCGGCCUGCAGUUCCCGGUAGGCAGAAUUCACAGGCAUUUGAAAAACAGAACCACGAGUCAUGGUCGAGUAGGCGCUACUGCGGCAGUGUAUAGUGCGGCCAUUUUGGAAUACCUCACGGCCGAGGUUUUGGAAUUGGCGGGAAAUGCGUCAAAGGAUUUGAAAGUCAAACGUAUUACACCUAGACAUCUGCAACUUGCCAUACGUGGUGAUGAAGAAUUAGAUAGUCUUAUUAAAGCAACUAUUGCAGGAGGAGGUGUCAUUCCACAUAUCCACAAAUCGCUUAUUGGCAAGAAGGGUUCGCAGAAGCCAGCAUAAUUUAGCGAUAAUUGAUAUUGAACAUUUCAUUAUUCGUGGGCAAAUGGGAGCAGGAAAGAGUUGAUCCAGUGUUUGUUGACAAAGUGUACCUAGGUUACUAAAUCGAUGGCGAGACUGGCGUGAUAUAUACAUAGAGAUAUAUAUAGAUAUAUAAAUAAAACAGUAUAUUGAUAUAUAAUUUAAUAUAGAUAAAAAUGAGAGUAAAAAAAAAAGACAAAUGUUCAUCACAUAAUUGACAAAUGAGCAAGACAGGGAGAAUUGUAGACCGAGACUAGGAAAUUUUUAGUGUAUUGCGAGCGAUGCGUUGUAGCAUUGUUUGCUCGAGGUAACGACAGUCUUUGGUACAGUUUGCAACUUACGAACACUGCGGAAGCAUCAGAAGGCGUGUGAAAACGUCUUCAAAUUAUGUUUAAUUAUUUACGAUACACCGCGGACGAAGCUAUCGGUUCUUGUAUCGAAUCACUGCUUAAUUUUAUUUCAUUUAAAUCAUUUUUAAAUUGCGUUAUCCUACUGUCAAAAAAAAUGUCUUAUUAAUAUUGUUUCAAACAAAAUAUUGAUCAAAAAUUUGUUUUCACAAAAAUAUUGAUUGUAGCGUCACGUGUAACGUUACGCGCAAUUUGAUUUAUUGUUUAGCGUUUAAAAAGUUUUGGUAUACUUUGAAUUUAUUGUAUACGCCAGCGUACGAUAUUCUAACAUAUGGAUAAAACAGUAAAGAUUUCCUUAUCAUCGGAUUCGUCACAGCGGAAAAAAAAAAGAAAUGCAAAACGGACGUUUACACAUGUGACUUCCGAGUUCACGACUCGAAUGACUCCACAUUUUGCCAAAUGCGUAUAGAAAUAUAUGAUAUAGUUUUCAAUCUUCGAAUUGCUAUUUAAAUAUUAUCUCAAAAUCUUUGCUCUUUCACCAGUACUCAAGUUUUUUUUUUCUUUUUUUCUUUUUUUUUUUUUGCGCGUUUUCUCUGUCAGAUCACAACACAGUCACAAUAGAAGUCAAUUCCAGAGUUUGGAAAGUUUAUGCGGUUCAAGAUGUACAGGUUUUUAGUUAAAUGCAGAAAGUUAAUGUAACAAAACAAAUAUCAAAAAUUGUAUGGAUUACCUUGUGAAAUUAAACACAUUUUCAUUUCGAUAAAGAAAUUAGACUGUAAAUUGUUUAAUUGCAAAUUUAUUGGACAUUGCGAUCUUAACAAUAGCGAAGACUGACACUUCAAUUUUUGUAAUAUAUAAUCGGAGAUAUAGAUAUAGAAAUACGAUUCGAGAUAUCUGAAAGAUUAUUAGCACAUAUAAGGACGUGCGUAUUUUUAUUUUUGCUUCAAUCAUAUUUUCUUUUGAUGUUUGUCACUUCGUUAUCUGUAUAAUUUAAACAUAAUUUUUACUGUAUCUUUACGGAAUAACGCACCGUACAUUAAACACCAGCCAUAUGUAAAACGUUCAUUUUUUCAUAAUAAAAAUAAAUUUUAUUACUAAAUA